This is a messenger RNA of Arachis ipaensis, 291 nucleotides long. The record is from RefSeq and is a predicted model, not a curated record. Lineage: Eukaryota; Viridiplantae; Streptophyta; Magnoliopsida; Fabales; Fabaceae.
AUGAGGAAGAAAACCAUUGCUAAAAGGCCUCCUCGUGAAAAAGUUUACAAGCUUCCCACAAAACCUUCAACUCGCUCCCAAGACCGAACCUUCACUCCUUCUUCUUCUCCUCCUACCUCACCUCCUCGGACUGAUCCUAUGGCACGCACUAAAAACCCAUCUAGGGUUCCAUCUUCAGCCAAGCCAACUCCUCCUCCAAAGGAACCUCCUUCAAGGCCUGGAUCAUCAAAGCCGAGUUCUUCGAAAGGGAAAAGACCAGCAGCGCCUGAACCUGCCUCUGAGCCCCAUUAA